Fomitiporia mediterranea MF3/22 is the source of this 1686-nucleotide messenger RNA. RefSeq names its product terpenoid cyclases/Protein prenyltransferase. Gene Ontology annotation, molecular function: CAAX-protein geranylgeranyltransferase activity. The coding region runs from base 1 to 1686 and encodes 561 amino acids. The transcript is spliced from 8 exons. Gene Ontology annotation, cellular component: CAAX-protein geranylgeranyltransferase complex. Gene Ontology annotation, biological process: protein geranylgeranylation. The record is from RefSeq and is a predicted model, not a curated record. Lineage: Eukaryota; Fungi; Basidiomycota; Agaricomycetes; Hymenochaetales; Hymenochaetaceae.
AUGAAUGACAACAUUGAGCUCGGCGCGCUCAACAAAGUUGCACAUGCUAACUUCUGCAAACGAUGUCUAUACGGCUUGCCUUCUGAGAUGGCAGAGGCGGACUCUGCACGCGUCGCGAUUGGAUUCUACUGUCUUGGCGCACUCGAUAUCCUAGGCCUGCUAGACACAAAGAUAAGUAAUGAAGAUAGAGAGGCAUGGCGUGUGUGGAUCUGGUCGCAACAAGUGAAGAGGCCAGGACGGGUUAAUGAAGGCGCAGGUAUGGACAUAACAUUUCGGAAUGACAAUCGGGAUACAAAGGCAGUGCAUAUAGGCGGAUUUCGUCCUGGCCCGUUUAUGCAUGUUGAGUUUAACGAGUCGGAAGCCCAAGCCACGCAUGCACUAGAUGCCGACCUGCCGCAUCUAAUCAUGACAUACACCGCGCUACUCAGUCUAGCGAUUCUCCGGGACGACUUCUCGCAACUCGACAGACAGGGUCUCAUCGGUCUCUUGCGAGCGACUCAAAAGGAUGACGGAAGCUUCAGCGCGGUCCCCGGACAAGGCGAAGCCGACAUCCGAAUGGUAUACACCGCAUUCGCAAUCUGUGCGAUGCUAGACGACUGGACGGGCGUUGACGUUUCCCGUGCGCUUGCGUUUGCGCGCGGGUGUAUGAGCUAUGAGGGUGGGUUUGGGCAGGCUCCCGGAAAUGAAGCGCAGGGUGAGCGUUCCGUUUCAUCCUUUCAUUUCCCGAGCAUGCCUUUCUCCCCUGAAAACGACUUCCCUGGUGAGGCGCAGUACUAUCACGCGCUUCAGCAGCUUAUCGCUCGUUCCUCGUAUCUCGCCCUCAUGCUUAUCACAAGCUUGAUUCAUAAACUAUUAUCAAGCCCCUGUCCUGAAUCGGGCUUCGUCGAUCCUGCGUUAUAUCCAUUCAUUUUAGGUUCCUUGUCAUUUUAUUUACGUGGCCCGACGUAUUGCGCGCUAGCGACGCUCGCUCUUGCACCCGAGACGCACUGCGCCGAGGCUACGUUGAGUAAAGAGGAGAGGAAGAGGACAGAGCGAUGGCUUGUACAACAACAACAGGCGUUGUACGUCCUAGAAGAAACUGGAGAAGGUACCAGCGGAAAAGAAGGGGAAGUAGAGGGUGGCGGGUUUAGCGGUCGAACGGAAAAAGAAGGAGAUGCUUGCUACAGCUUCUGGUGCGGAGCUGCAUUGCGGAUAUUACGUUCUGGAGCACUCGGCGGACAGGAUUCAUCAACAAUGUCAUCGCCAGACUCGUCAAAGCGUUAUCCACAAGCACAAUCACACGACAUCGAAUCUACCUCGAGUCCCAGACCCAGUUCCUUAGACAACGACUUCGAACGCCAACGACAAGACGAAGAAUCCGACUUUGUCGAACGACUCACGCACGCACGGUUCCUCUCGCGUUGUCAAUUCCGACUAGGUGGACUUGCAAAAGCGCCUGGUGCGCAUCCUGAUCCGUAUCAUACGUACCUUGCACUCGCCGCGUUGGCUCUUUACCCUCCAUACCCUUCUAAUUCUUCGUCUUCUCUCCCCCCGGACUCUCGUCAUGACACGGAAGGAGAUGGAAAACUCAAAAGGGAAAGAGAAAGCUGGAACCUUGCACGAUUGGAUCCGUUGAUUAACGCAUCGGUGGAAACGGCUCGGUGGGCGUGUGAGAGGAUCUCGGGGAAGGUGUCGCCUACGGAGUAG